This is a messenger RNA of Zingiber officinale, 2013 nucleotides long. RefSeq names its product amino acid permease 2-like. The transcript is spliced from 5 exons. NCBI's taxonomy places the organism in Eukaryota, Viridiplantae, Streptophyta, Magnoliopsida, Zingiberales, Zingiberaceae. Gene Ontology annotation, cellular component: plasma membrane. The record is from RefSeq and is a predicted model, not a curated record. Bases 517 to 1869 code for a protein of 450 amino acids.
CAUUUAGCUGCUAUUCACUAUUUUCGUUUUUUGUUCAUUUUGUGUUUUUGCACAGCAAAUGACAAAAAAUUCACUGCCACAAUAAAACAAGCAUUGGCAGAUGCAGAGAUUGCAUCAGUAGCUCAAAGUCAACUGUGCAUUCUCUGAACUCCAUAAAAGAGAUUGACAAGUGUAAGCUGCAACAUUUGCUUCUGAUUUUGCAUUUGUGAUGCGAGCUCAUAGAAUUAAUGUGAGAGUGAAUAUUAAUGGAGUUACCUUGUUCUCUUUGGAACCAUCAUCCCUGAUUCAGUAAGAUGGAAAUGGAGGCAGCUGGAGAAGAUGAUCGAGUUAGAACUGGUAAUAUUGCUUUUCCUUUUUGGAUUUUAUUUCAUUUUUUUUCUUCUUUUGGCAAGGAAAACUGAGCUGUGGCCACAGUGCACGAAAAUUUUCAAUGUUAGACAAGUAGAACAAUUCUACUUUUCAUUGUUGAAGCUCAUCUACAAGUGUUAAAUAGCUGAUAAAGGACUAUAUAUCGAAAUGAAAAUGUCAGGGACUGUGUGGACUGCCACAGCUCAUAUAAUUACGGCUGUAAUAGGAUCUGGGAUACUCACCUUGCCAUGGAGUGUUGCGCAACUCGGCUGGAUUCUAGGUCCUCUCAUGCUAAUCUUCUUUGCCUUCGUCACUUAUUUCACAGCGAUUCUCCUGGCAGACUGUUACCGAUUUCCUGAUCCGACGAAUGGAAGAAGAAACAAGACGUACAUGGAUGUUGUAAAAGCAUCUCUAGGCAAGAAAGACAUUUUGAUAUGUGGAAUCAUACAGUACAGUUUACUUUGGGGAACAAUGGUUGGAUACACAAUAACUUCUGCUAUGAGUAUGAUGGCCAUUGAUAAGGUGAUGUGUGUCCACAAGAAAGGUCCUAAAGCUUCGUGUGAGAUUUCUGGAACAUUGUACAUUGUCAUUUUCGGGAUAAUCGAAGCAUUCUUAUCGCAAUUCCCUAGCUUGGAGAAAAUUACAAUGCUUUCUUACAUUGCCGCGGCAAUGUCUUUUGCUUAUUCGUUAAUUGGAUUGGGUUUGUGCUUGUUUGAGUUCUUUUCUCAGCCUCACUUCAAAGGGACUCUACUUGGAUUGAUGGGAGCGAGCAAUGUCUCCUUGGCCCCAAAGCUUUGGAGUUCUUUUCAAGCGCUCGGGAACAUUGCUUUCGCUUAUUCCUUUUCAAUGAUCCUAAUAGAGAUCCAGGAUACACUUAAGUCUCCGCCUCCGGAGAAUAGGAUGAUGAAGAAAGCGUCCAUCUUUGGUAUUGGUUUCACUACAUUGUUCUAUGUAUCUCUCGGCUGUGUUGGUUAUGCAGCGUUUGGGAACGAUGCCCCUGGAAAUAUUCUCACCGGGUUUCAGAAACCCAUUUGGCUCAUUGAGAUAGCAAAUCUUGCUGUUAUCAUCCAUCUCAUCGGGGCAUAUCAGAUAUUUGCGCAACCAAUCUUUGCAUUCUAUGAGGAAUGGUUCGCUAAGAAAUGGCCUGAUGCAGGCUUCUUCCAAAGAGUUUAUACCCUAAAGAUACCUUUCUCCAAAUCAAGAAGCCUAGAGUUCACACUUUGCAAACUUAUUUUGCGACCGCUACUCGUGGUUGUUACGACUGCAGUUGCCGCAAUGCUGCCAUUCUUUAACGCAAUGGUUGGCUUGCUAGGUGCCUUGGGGUUCUGGCCGUUGACAGUAUACUAUCCUGUGUCGGCCUACAUAAAUCAAGCAAAAAUCAAGAGAAUGCAGAUAAAAUGGAUUAUGUUGCAGUCUAUGGCCAUAGUCAGUCUGGUCAUCUCACUUGUUGCAACGAUUGGUUCUGUUGCAGACAUUGUUGAACAUCUGAAGCAUGCUGAACUAUUCAAAAUGACACUCUAGUAGGGUAGGCAGUUUUCCUAUAACUAUUGACGAUGAGCUGAAAAUGUAUGAAUCAGGUAUGUCUGGUUUAAAGGUUUGAAGUAGGUAAUCAGACAGGGAUCCUAUGAAUAGUGUAAAAAGGUAUGCUCAGUUCUAUUGAUCUGC